This is a messenger RNA of Anopheles coustani, 5987 nucleotides long. RefSeq lists its product as uncharacterized. Gene Ontology annotation, molecular function: zinc ion binding; nucleic acid binding. Lineage: Eukaryota; Metazoa; Arthropoda; Insecta; Diptera; Culicidae. The transcript is spliced from 7 exons. The coding region runs from base 190 to 4980 and encodes 1596 amino acids. Gene Ontology annotation, cellular component: nucleus. The record is from RefSeq and is a predicted model, not a curated record.
UCUACAAAAAGUCCUACAUUAAGGGCGAACAAAACAAAGUGUAGUGUUGUUCUGCAUAAGGGUAUAUCAAUCAACAGCAGUACGUUCCGUUUGACGCGCACAAGCUUACGUAGCGUCGUCAGGAUUGCACAGACUCAGUAUUGUAAGUUGAUGCUGUUAAAAUAACCGCGCAUACCACAAGAAUCAACUAUGUACGGUUGUGCUGCAUCCUUCUGUACCAAUACUCGGUAUCUCGUGAAGCAGCGGAAAGAAAACAUCACUUUCCAUACGUUUCCUGUGGACAAAGCAGUCUGCCGCGAGUGGAUUCAGUUUUGCAAACAACACGAACAAUGGACACCUACCAAGCAAAGCGUCAUCUGCUCGUCGCAUUUUCAGCCAGAGGAUUAUCAAUUACCUAAACAACCGCUUCAUGAAAAACGAAUAGGAUUACGAAGACUUCAUUCGGAUGCGGUUCCUUCAAUCAUGAACAAGGAGGAAUUGACAACGGACGAAGGAAACGUCCAUUAUGCCCAAACUGACUCAAAGCCGUUUAAGUAUCGCGAUCAGUUCUGUAGAACUUGUUUGAAGCACUGCCAGAAUUGUUCAAUUCCGGUUGAUUCUGAAAUACAGAACAUGACGGUGCUCGAUAUGCUUAUUCAACUUACCGCGUUUGAAACGGACGAUAACGAAGCAUUUCCAACAGUCAUAUGCUUGCUUUGUAGCACAAAGCUGCAACAAGCAUUUAACAUUCGCCAAGAGUUCAUCGCACAGUCAGAACUGCUCGUACAGAUGGCCGCUGAGCAGAACCUUAUUGAUUACUUUGAUAAGGUUUCAGCUGAAUCAUAUGGAUCAACAGACGAUGAACAGUCUAAAAAUUAUAGCAUCUUAGAGGAUAUAAAUGAUGAAACUCGCAGUGAUCCUAACGACUGUCUUUCUGUCGAGCAUGAAGAGACGUACGACUGUGGUGACGAGGAUGAUGAAGACCAGUCGCAAAUAACCGAUUCAUUCGAUCACUCAUGCUACACGAAAAUUGAAAAUCAAUUAGGAGCUGGCAGUGUUGAUAUGGGAGAAGGAUCGGGCUCAGAAAAUAAAACAAUUGGAGAUGAAUCCGCUACCCAGGAAGGCAACGGAGAAGAAAUACAGCCCAAACGCAAAAGAAGGCAGUUUCCGCCACUACACACAACCCCAGAUGAUGGCGAUUCUUGGGAAAGCUUUCAGCGUUUCUGUGAGCAAGAAAAGGCCGCGAAACGAAAGCGUUUAUCUGAAAUACAGAGCCUUCGUAGAGCAAAACAAAACAAAGGUUUAAGUACUGAACAAAGAAAAUUGGAUGAAGAAGCUCGAAAACGCUUUCCAUUUACAACGUGUUACAUAUGCGAUAGGAAACACAAUACUCUAAUGGAUCGAGAUUAUCACAUGCGAGAACAUAUCCAUAUGUUACCGUAUGAAUGCAACGAAUGCUCGGUGAAAAUCGAAGGAACGGAAAAUUCGGAGCCGAUAGUACUUAACACAACACAUAAGUUGAAUCUACAUUUCAGAAUGCAUCGAAUGCCGCACAAAUGCGUCAAAUGCUAUCAUCGCUUCAGUACUAAAACAAAACUUAAAACUCAUUUUUGGGCCUCACACGGUUAUGCAGAAAGCGGAGGACUAACGUGUGAAUAUUGUGGAAAGCAAUACUUCCACAAAAUUGCUUUUAGAAAACAUGUUGCUCAUCAUCGGAACGAAUUGAGCGGCCAAUUCAAAUGCUCGAUAUGUGACCGUACAUUUGGUGUAAAGAGUUCUCUGCAACGACACGAAGCAUCCCAUAAGGGUGAGAAAAAGUAUAAGUGCUUGUAUUGCGAAAAAUCGUUCAGUACGUCCUACAAUCGACUCAAUCACCAUAGAAUACACACUGGAGAAGGAUUUCACAAGUGUUCGGAAUGUGAUCGUUUGUUCUCGCAAAAAUCCGCACUCCGGUAUCAUCAGCAGACACAUCUCAAAGUGCGACCAAAAGAAAAAACUGAUUCCAUCACAAAGGCUCCUAAAACCAAAACCGCUAGAACUGAACUGCUUCCUGACAAUGGUGGGACAUGUCCUUAUCCCGGCUGUGUCUAUACGGCUACAAGUUACAGUGCAAUGUACAUGCACAAGCGUUCGAAGCAUGAACCCAUGGUUCAGUGCGAGGUUUGCAAUAAGCAAUUUGCUUUUGCAAACCAGUUGAAAAUUCACAUGACACUGCACACGGGUGAAAAACCGUACCAGUGCGAGCUGUGCAAUCGCAGUUUUCGACUCAUCAAAGAUUAUCGAUGGCACUUGGCAACGCACGACUCGGACACGAGCUAUGCCUGCAAAAUAUGCCAGAAGAGCUUCAAGUUGCAACGGUAUCUACAGGCACAUAUUCUGACCCAUUCAACAGAGCGUAAAUUUUCGUGUGACAUUUGCGGUAACAGCUACAAGACAAAAGGCGAACUCAAAAAGCAUACGCAACACAAACAUUCGGAGGAAAUUAUCCGCGAAAUAAUAAUCAAAUCUGAGGUUGCUUUUGGGGAAGAACAUGUUGCUAGCUCAAUUUUGGAGGAAAAUAAAUUCACACUUGAUGUUACUCCUAACCAAGAAUUAAGCAUGGCUUCUACGCGUUGCGCUGUAACCUUCUGCGAAAAUACUCGCUAUAAGGUUAAACAACAAAAUGCCAACAUCACGUUUCAUACCUUUCCCAUGGACAAGAACAUCUGUCGCCAGUGGGUUCAAUUUUGCCGACAAAACAAAAACUGGGCUCCUACCAAGCAAAGCAUCAUCUGUUCAGUGCAUUUUCAACCGGAAGAUUAUCAAUUGUCUAAACUACCACUACAUGAAAAACGUAUAGAAUUAAGAAGACUUCACUCGAACGCUGUGCCUACAAUCGUUGGCCCUGUCCCAAGGUUGGAAUAUGAAAGUAAUGCUGAAGAUGAAUCAAGAACCUCCCAGGAAAGUGUCCACGACGAUGAUCAAACAAACCCAUCUAUACGGAAGUAUCGUGACGAAUUCUGUAGGGCAUGCUUGAAGUACUGCAAUGAUGGAACUGCUAUACCAAUCGAUGCUCACAUACAGAACAUGACGGUGCUCGAUAUGCUGAUACAACUUACCGCAUUUGAGACAGAAAACAACGAUUCAUUUCCAACGGUCAUGUGCUUGCAGUGUAGAAUAAAGCUAGAACAAGCGUUUAACAUACGCCAGGAGUUCAUCGCACAGUCAGAAAUGCUUGUACAAAUGGCAGCCGAACAGAGCAUUAUUGACUACUUUACUCAGGUUUCGGCUGAUGUUUAUGAACCGUCCGAAUACAAAACUACUAAAGAAGAGAUCAGCUCGGAAGAUGUAUAUCAAGAACACAACACUGGUUCCAGCGAUUGCCAAUCCGUCAAGGAUGAAGAUAUCGAAAUUAUGCAUUCAGCGGAUAUUGAAUAUGAACCCUACGCUGAUGGUCACCAUUCAGAAGAAUUGUCCGAUUUAAUUGACCAUUCAAGCUACACUAAGGUCGUUGAUGAAUAUGAAGAAAUUGUGGAAGACGAUGGUGGACAGGAAAGUACGGUUGAUAUCGACGUUGCUAGUACUAAUAGUUAUUUACCGGAAAUCAAGCCAGAUCCUAGUGUAAAGCAAGGUGAUGCUGAUCCUAAUGGAGCACAAGGUGAUAGCUGGGAACAAUUUCUACAAAUUUUCGAAAAAGAAAAGGCAGCGAAACGAAAGCUUAAGGCUGAAAUACGACGAGCGCUAAAAAGUAAGCAAACUAAACCGCUUAAAAGUAAAACACGACAACUGGAGGAAGAAGCUUUAAAUAACUUUCCAUUCACAACAUGUUACGUUUGCGACAAACACCACGAUACAGUAAUUGAACGAGAUUUUCACAUGCGAGAGCAUGUCCAUAUGUUGCCUUUCCACUGCAAAGAAUGCACGGUGGAAAGCAACGAAAGUGAAGGAAUCGAACAUUCGGAGAGGGAUCAACCAAUAGUACUGAAUACAAUGAAUCAGUUAAAUCUACAUUUCAGAAUGCAUCGCAUGCCGCACAAAUGCGACAAAUGCUACCGUCGGUUUAGCACUAAAACAAAACUUAAAACUCACCUGUGGGCCUCGCAUGGUUAUGGAGAAAAUGGACUAACGUGUGAGUAUUGCGGAAAACAAUAUUUUCAUAGAGCCGUGUUUAGGACCCACGUUGCCCAUCAUCGGAACGAAUUGAGCGGCCAAUUCAAAUGCUCGAUAUGUGAUCGUUCGUUCGGGGUAAAAAGUUCCCUACAACGACACGAAGCAUCUCAUAAGGGUGAGAAAAAGUAUAAAUGUAUGUACUGCGACAAAUCGUUCAGUACGUCGUACAACCGAUUGGCUCACCAAAGAACUCACACUGGGGAGCGACCGUUCAAGUGCGACGAAUGUGACCGUACAUUCACCCAAAGUACCACGCUCAAGGCACAUCAAAAGUCGUGCAAUAGUACCACAAAACCCACGACCACCUCACGCAAGAUCCGUGGACCCGCUUUACUCCCCAGCAAAGACGGACGUUGCCCAUACGCCGGCUGCGACUACACGGCCGCGACGUACACUGCAAUGUAUAUGCAUAAGCGUACGAAGCAUAUGCCCUUGUACCAGUGCGAGGUAUGCAGCAAGACGUUCGCUUUCGCCAAUAUGCUGAAGGAUCACAUGACGUUGCACACGGGCGAAAAGCCGCACAAGUGCGAGACAUGCGAUAGAAGUUUCCGGCGAGUAGAGAUUUAUCGCAGACAUUUGCUGACGCACCGGUCGGACUGCACUUACACGUGCGAGAUCUGCCAAAAAUGUUUCAAGCUGCCCCAGUAUCUGCAGGCGCAUAUGCAGACCCACUCAUCAGUGAGAAGAUUUGCGUGCGAAAUGUGUGGCAAUAGUUACAAGACAAAGGGCGAGCUCAAGAAACAUGCCCAACGCAAACACUUUGAUGGAACAAAUGUUGAAGAAAUAGUUGUUAAAGCAAUAGACUCUUAUGACGAAGAAAAUGUCUCAACAACGGUGAUAGUGGGUAAUUAAUAUGCUUUUGCUUUCUGACCAAACGGCUCUUAACAUAUUUACUCUAUAGGUACAAACUCACUAACUUAAAAUUUCCUUUGUAUGAUGAGCUGUAAAAUUGUCGCAAUUUUAUUUGUUCAUUUUUCUGACGAAUUGAAGAAGUUUAGUUAAACAUUUUUUUAAGCACAUCAUAAUUCUAUAAUUAAAAAUCGUGUUAUCAUAGUAGAACCAUAAGUUUAAGCUAGCUUUCGUAAUGACAAUGGCCAGGUAUAACGUUUCGCAGAGAAGGCUGACUUGCAACACAAAUGGAGCAGCGAACCGGAAAUUGAUGCACAAGAUUAUGGAGACGUAACGUUAUUAAGGACUUAAACUUAGCACCCUGCAUCUCAAGCCAAGGCACCCGUGGACUCAAGUAAAGGCAAAUCUUCGGCGUCCAGAAAACACGGAAAAAGGCAAGGAGACGUGUUCCAAUUAUGAAAAAUGCUUAUACUUGAGAUUGUAGAAAUAUAGAUAAAUCAUGUUAAGCAAUUUGUUUGUGUUCUCAACCUGUAGCAUUAUGUAACAAGUUUACGAUCAAACUUAAAACUUCUUCUUCUUCUUGGCGUAACGACCUCUUUGUCAUGCCUGCCCGUUAAGGGCUUACGAGACUUGUUUCCCUGUUGUCGUACGUGGAUAGUCAGUCCUCUCGUACAGGGGAAACUUAAAACUUAUUUUAAACAUAAAUAUAUUGCCACAUACAUGCAGUAAAGGUAUAAGUUUAUUUUUCAACGUACUGAUUUAUUACAAAUAGCUAAACAUUUCACACCACAUUGAAGUUUUUGAAUUUAAAUUACAAAUUAUAGUAAGUCGCGUAUUACAAUCAUGUACGAACAAAUUUAGGCAAAGCAGCGAAAGUAAAUGGCUAUCUUUAGGUUAGACUUAAAUAAUACCAUACCAUAAAGAAAAUUAUGUUUGCAUGAAGACGUUCCACAAGUAAAUAAAAGCAAGUUCGAUUACAAAAAACUUAUUAUGAGCGAUUUUAAGCAUAA